Nasonia vitripennis (jewel wasp) is the source of this 2782-nucleotide messenger RNA. RefSeq lists its product as uncharacterized. Gene Ontology annotation, cellular component: cytoplasm; nucleus; cyclin-dependent protein kinase holoenzyme complex. Bases 562 to 2157 code for a protein of 531 amino acids. Gene Ontology annotation, molecular function: cyclin-dependent protein serine/threonine kinase regulator activity. Gene Ontology annotation, biological process: mitotic cell cycle phase transition; regulation of cyclin-dependent protein serine/threonine kinase activity. The record is from RefSeq and is a predicted model, not a curated record. Lineage: Eukaryota; Metazoa; Arthropoda; Insecta; Hymenoptera; Pteromalidae. The transcript has 8 exons.
CGCUAUACUGUUCCGCCCCCGCACACCGCGUUUUUUCGUUGCAAAACCCUCCGCGCACAUAUAGAUUUUCAGCGCACGUUAUUAUCACGAAUCGAGAGAAAAAUUAUAAAUCGUUUGGAGAGAAAAAUAAAACUGUGUUAUAGUACACACCGUGCGUGAAUGACUUUGAGCCGGCGAGCAAAACAAAGCUCGCGUGUAUCGUAUAAUCGACUCGCGGAACUCCGACAGUUGUUUACCUACACGCGGGCGCGCGCGCCUCUUCUUUUGUUCUGCUUUUCGCGCGCGCAUCGGCCGAUUCACACACGUCGUCUAUAUGUCAUAUACGUGUAUGCGCGACUAUUCGAGGAGAAAUUUUCACGAGAGAGAGAGAGAGAGAGAGAGAGAGAGAGAGAGAGAGAGAGAGAGAGAGAGAGAGAGUCAGUAUCUGCGAGACCUUCGUGCGAGCGACGCGCUGCUCUGGAUUUCGAGCGUCGAGUGUGUAAGAGUUCCUGUGGGUGUUUCGGCUCGUUCUGAAAAAGAAUUUGUUUAGAAUUACUGGCCACGUCGCAGAUUGACUCCACGAUGACGUCGAAUGUGGAGAAGCCAGUGCAGCUGCGCUCGUACAAGCCGUCCAGUCAGCGCAAGUACUUCCCCGACCCCGGCUCCGUCGUCGACAAGGAGAACAUCGCCCAUCCCGAGAAUAAUAAGCCUGUACCGAGUGUCUCCCGGAAACUAUUCAUCUCGCCGACAUCGAGCUCCAAGCCGAGGAAAAACUCCGACAACAGCUACGACCGAGCGCUCCGAUCCAAGGGCUUGCAAGAGGUCAACAAGUCGAACAACAACAAUCAAGGCGUCGUGCCAAAGAAACGGAAUCUCUCCUCGGGCGACACGUCCGGAGUGAAGUCGCUCACGAGGACGCGCUUUUCGAUCUACGGCGACGAGAGUUCCAAGAGGAGCGACGAUGCGACGGGGAAAUUCUCGCGUCACAGAGCCACCGAGCCGAGGCCGUCCGUCAGGUUCGAGCAGCCGAAAUCGACUUGUCUGCGCGAGAAUUUCAGGAGCAACGCUGUUGCUCCGAUCCAGAGAAACAGGGACAGCGAUGGCAAAUUGUCGAGCAGAGGAUCGUCCAGCUCCUCGAGAGUUUCCCCGGCGGAUCCGCCCCACAUCACCCGACCGAAUGUGUCCAAGAUCAAGGAGACCCACAAGCAGACGUCCAUUCUGAAGAAGACGCCCAAAGCGGUCUACGACGUCCUGUCCCUGGAGUUGGCCUACAACAUAGACUACAUGUCGGAGUACGUGAGGUUCCAGAUGGAGAUCAACGAGAAGAAGAUGCUGUCGCCGAAUUUCCUCACGAGAGGCGUCACGUCGGACCAGAGACGACUGAUCGUCAAGUACCUGAUUAGCUCUACUACGUACUACAAGUACCCGUCCUUCAUACUCUACCAGGCUGUGAAAAUCUUCGACUCGUACAUCGACGCCGUGAAAGUGAGCGUCAACGAUCUGCAGAUCGUGGCACUGGCGGCGCUUUGGAUCGCCUUGAAGAAGGACUUGAUCACCGGUGACAUUCCAGAGGCCUCGUCGAUAAUUGAGCUCGGAGGCUCGACCUUCCAGGGCGACAAGAAGCCCUUGAUCGAGAGCGAGAAGAAGAUUCUGAUGUCGCUGAAUUUCGAGAUAUCCUUCGCGGACCCGUUCUCCAUGCUGGCUCUCUACACCGUCAUGAUCGACGAGGUCCGAGCGUUGGAUGCCAGCAGAGUGCAGGAGCUGUAUUACUGCGGCUGCUACUUGAUGGACCUGUCGCUGCUGGUCGACGAGAUGCUGACCAUCCCAGCCGUUCACUUGGCAGCCAUCAGUGCGGAAAUCACUCUCGUACUGAACAUGACCAGCGACGAGAACAUGGGCGACCCCCAGUGGUCGUAUUGGCGGAACCAGGUGUUCAAGGCUAAUCCCAUAAUCGAGAGAUAUCGUUUGCCGGAGGCCCAGAUGAACGACAUCAGGAGUAAACUGCUGCAAAAGUCCAUGCUGUCGAAAGAAGCCACAACGGACUACUACAUCGUCUACAAGAAAUACGGUACUAAGCGUUACGGACCAGUGUCGAAGUUCAUGCUGUCGAAAAUUUCGUCGCUCUUCGUCGAGCGAAUGAGGAAUCCGCAGUUAGCGUUUCUGCCAAUCGUUUUCUAAUCGAUUAUUAUUUGCAAUACUUUUAAACAAUGUGUACAUACUAAUGAGCGAUUGCCUCCUAAUUUCGCGUCGCUUCUCGCACCUCUAUAAACAAAAGUAUACAUCAUAGAUUAUAAUCGCGCGAAGAGAUCCAGAGGGGGACGCGCGAAGAUAAGCUUCGAGUUCGAAAUCCUAUGAAAAAAGACAAACUGUCAUUACGAAUGUAUGAGAUUUUAUUUAUCAGACUUUAAUUGUGCAAAAUGAGAAAUUCGAUGUAUAGGUAAGAAGCAUCCGUCGUCGAGUCAGUACUCGUAGUCCCGUUGAAUCGCGGCCCACUGCUUCCAGUGGUUCCAGGAAUUGUCGAUGGAUACCAGUUUUCUCGUCUCGUCCUGGAAAAAGCGAAUAUCAUAAGAAUCACAACCGAUCGAUCGAGUCUCGGACGAGCAUAUUUGCGGACAUAGUCACGUAAUUAUUUAGUAGUGUAAUAUAUAUGUAUACGCGAUCGAAACUAGAACGUAUCUCGUACGCAAUAUAAUACCAGAAAAGGCUGAUAAACAAAAAUAAAUUCUAUUUUUAAUUACAUAUUAUACACUAUACUCGUAAGCAAAUUUGAAAGUUAAAAUACAUACGCAAUUCAUGAUAAAAA